AUGAAGUCCUUCACUGCUGUCGCCGCUGUGCUCUUCGCCAGCGCCGUAUCUGCCCAAUACAACGCCACAACCCCCACCCCCACAGCCGCCAUCUCUACCAUCAAGAUCACUCCCGCCUGCCCAUCCGCCCCUGCCGCCGACGUGCAAGUCACCCGCUCCGGCGUCGUCGUGCCCACCUGCGAGGCCGGCUCCGGCUCAAACGCCACCAAGCCCACCAUCAUGACCAUGCCCGGAUACGGCAUGAAGCCCAGUGGCAAUGCUACUGCUAGCGGACCGCCAGCGCAAUUCACUGGUGCCGCUGAGGGAUUGAGGAUUGGAGGCGUUGCGGUUGUGCUUGGUGGACUCGCUGCGUUGGUUUUGUAG
Messenger RNA from Parastagonospora nodorum SN15, 363 nucleotides. RefSeq lists its product as hypothetical. Lineage: Eukaryota; Fungi; Ascomycota; Dothideomycetes; Pleosporales; Phaeosphaeriaceae. Bases 1 to 363 code for a protein of 120 amino acids. The transcript is spliced from 2 exons. The record is from RefSeq and is a predicted model, not a curated record.